This is a messenger RNA of Cuculus canorus (common cuckoo), 3824 nucleotides long. Its product is annotated as C-type lectin domain family 5 member A-like. Lineage: Eukaryota; Metazoa; Chordata; Aves; Cuculiformes; Cuculidae. The record is from RefSeq and is a predicted model, not a curated record. Bases 1838 to 2479 code for a protein of 213 amino acids. The transcript is spliced from 5 exons.
UCUCCUCCACUGACUGACAUGUAAGUCGUGACAUCCAAACCCCAUAGCAACAGAAGGCUAUUCUGAAGGCACAGGACAGUAGUUUUUAGCUUACCAUGGCUAUACGAGGAAAUCCAUAAAAGAGUCAAGUGGCUUGAAAAUUUCAAAAGGAAAAAAGGCAAAAUCCAACUAAAAACUGACAGUGUUCAAACAACAAAUUAUUUAUUAUACAAAUGUUUUGAAGAAACAAGUCAAGAUUAGAUAAUGCCUAUUAGUAUUACGAUCUCUAUUCGUGAAGAAUAUUUCAUGGCAAUGAUCUUGUAUCCUGUCAUCUGAUCUCCGUAACACCAAAAAUCUUUUAAUAAAUAUGAAUAAAAGCUCAUUUGAAAGAAGUAGCCAAGUCACAACUUAAAGGAAUUUGUUUACACCUUACUCAAAUAAAAGCCUAGUACUAGAUCUCUCCUUAUAUGUAUCACUGAGUUCAUAACAAUCUUUGAACUACAUGAAAAGAGACACCUCUUUUUUAGAAAGAAAUCAUUCUUAUCUCCAUUAGAAAAAAAAUUGAUAAAGCCAUGUGAUACUUUCCUUUGAAUAUUUUCAAGGAAUCAUUUUUAAAUGUGAGAUGUGGCUGCUUAUGUCUCUUCAUUCAUCAGGCACUCGAACAGGCUGCCCAGGGAGGUGAUCGAGUUGCCUUCCCUAGAGGUGUUUAAGGAACGGGUGGAUGAAGUUCUUAGGGACAUGGUGUAAGGGAGUGUUAGGAAUGGUUGGACUUGAUGAUCCAGUGAGUCCUUUCCAACCUGGUGAUUCUAUGAUUCUUCGAUAGCUGAGCAAUUUUAAGGGAUUUUCACAAUCAAUCAUAGUCAAGUCCCAGAGUUUGCCACCUACUCAGAGUUGCACAUGAAGAAACUCUUUGUGAAGACAUGUCAAAACCUUUGAUCCAUGGAACUUAAAAAGCAGGAUUGGGGGAGGUAAUUGUUUUUUUCUUUUUCAAGGCAAAGAGUUAAGGACCAAUGCUGACAGUACUCUAACCUUUAUAAAAUGUAAAAUAUCACAGGAAGGGCAAAAUUCAAAAAAUACCCAAAACAAUGCAACAUAACAAGGGGAAAUUACCAGCAUUUAAUAGACCUUCAAAUCGGGAGUUGAAUGAAGAGUUCAUUAGACUUUGAUUCAGGUCUGGCUGCAGUUACAGUUACUUGGUUAGGUUCAGUACUGCCUCGGUGAACCAAAGAAAUACUCCCCAAAAAACUGAGAAACUAACUCAAAUUAGUUUUAAUUUCAAUAAUAUACAGUUUUCAAUGAUAGUCCAAAUGAAAACUGUUGCCAUUUUGGCAAACUGUCAAAGACAGUUUUUAUUGCUGUAGUUACACAUAUACUAUACACCACAUUUACUGCUACUCUGAAAAAGUGAAGAGCAUUUUCAUAAGUUUUUAAGCCUUUGGAAAGCUGCUCCAUAGUACGGUACUACAGUUUUGGGUUUUUUUCCAGUGGAGGAGCAAAAAGGUGAGGAGUAGGAAUUCUGUGAGGAGUUAUGGCAGGUGUCAAAGAGGUCCAGAAGAACCUGGCAGUGUAUGGCAAAAUGGUCAGCCAUUCAAAGCAGAAAUUGUAUUAUUUCCAGACUAUCCAAUUGCAAGCAGCCCACCUGAAUCAAAAGUAUUCUCCAGCACCUAUGAAGUAGGUAAUCCUCUGUCAUUCCAAAGGUAGCUUCCAGAAGCCAUCAUGUUGCCUUUCAAAGGCAGAGGUGGAGUGGUAAGGUAUGUGCCUGGAUUUUGUUCAGAAGAAAAACACACAAACAAUCUGACAUCUCAGGAAUAAACAGCUUUAUCCUGUACGCUCGUAGGAUGAGGUCUCAAGCCCAGAGAUGUUUCACGUGUUCAUUUUUUUUUUAGAAGUAGAGCUGGGCCAGCACUACGUUGCUGUUUCAGAGAGAAGAACGGAUUGCUCUCCCAGGCCAGUGCAGAGGAGCCCAUGGCUAGUGACCUCCGGGCUGGUAUUAGCCACAGAGACCAGCAGGGAUCCCUUGUGGCCUGAUGAAAAUUAUACCCAGGGCAACACAGGCUGCCCCCAAGACUGGGAAGAAAAUAGGGGGAAAUGCUACUUCUUUUCUCCAAAACAGAAAAUAAAUGACUGGAAUGCCUCCCGUCAAGAAUGCACUGACAUGAAUUCAGACUUGGUGAUCAUUGACAAUGAGGAAGAACUACAUUAUCUUUAUUCACAAUCAAGACAUAGUUACUACUUACUUGGUCUUGUGUACCAUGAGACUGAGAAGAAGUGGAAGUGGAUUAACAACAUGGAACACAGCACAGACAUGUUUGCGAUAGGAGGAGAUUUUACUGACUAUUUCUGCGCUGUCAUUGGAUUUCACGAAGUAGAAACUGCACCUUGUAGUGGAGCCCUAACAACACAAAAUAUGUGUGAAAAAGCUGCAAAUAUUUCAGAAAGGCAGAAGGAAGAGCUAAAACCAAGAGGUCCAGGCAGGACUGUCAUCCCCAGCCUCCUGUAGGAAUGGCAGAUGGGAUUUGUCUCAUUUCUCUUUAGCCGCCUAAAUAUCUAGUUAAAGGAAACCUUACAGGCUGCCUCUAGACACCUUGCCAAGCAUAGCACAUUCUUUCCCAAGGUGGGUGUCUGAGACUGGAUGAAUCCCCCUCUAGAGGAGCCUGCAUCUUCACCCAUUAGGAGUCUGGGGUACUUGGUCAUACCAGAUGCCUUACUUUCAGACAGUCACUGUAAGGUGAUGUGGCUCCAACCUUGGUGAUAGGUGUGAUCACAAAUAGAUCCUAUUUCUCAUAAACAUGUGCAUAUAUACCCAUACAUCCACAGCCCUGCUUGUGCAUAAGGAGACACUUCAAAACCUUGCCAUUCACCAGUCUUCCCUGCAGCCACAAGUGAAGUUUAACACAUAUUUAUAUUUUGCAUCCUGUAAAAAAGUGCAACCACGCUCAUCACCAUGUGCCAUAGACAUGACCGAUGUGGCAAAGUCAAAUAUGUGUGUGUGUACAAAGUUCACUCUGUAAAAGACCAUCUCUGUUAAAAAAUCACGCUGGAUACCAAACCCUCUGGGGUUAAAAUGCACUGGAAUAGGCUGCCCAGGAAGGUGGUUGAGUCACCUUCCCUGGAGGUGUUUAAGGGAUGGGUGGAUGAAGUGCUGAGGGGCAUGGUUUAAGGGAGUGACAGGAAUGUUUGGACUCGAUGACCCAGUGGGUCCCUUCCAACCUAGUGAUUCUUGAUUCUAUGAUUCACCACAGCUCUGUGCAUAAAAUCACCACUAGUCCUGUGUAGGUCAAAGAAAGUUUGUCAGAUUCAGAUCUAGCUCCGCUGAGGAGAUGCAUAGGAUGAAGAGCAGCAGAGACCACCAAAUCUUGAAAAACAGAGUCACAAUAAUACCUUCAACUGGACAGAAAAUACUCAAAUAAAAGAACACAUUUAUCUGUAAAGAAUCUGGUGAAAAUUAUGAGGAUGACCUACAGAGAAUGACAAAACAAAAGACUGUCCUGGUUUGCUUGAAUAAUAAUCAAAGGAGAAAAUCAGGCUUUUUUUUGCACAGAAGAAUUGGUGUCAGCAGCAGAAAAAGGUGGUACCAGUAGAUCAGAGAUGUUACCAGCAAACAGUGAAUAUUACCAAAGCUCUUCCAAUGUGCUUCAGCAGCUCUCGGAUCCCAGAGGCUUUUAUGAUUCUGAAGAUUAUAAAUCUUACCAUGUCCUUUGAGGCAGAAUCAUUCCUACUAAAAAUGGUGCCAUUCAUGACUCUUUCCUUCAUCUGCAGGAUGCUCUGUGAAUUCCUUGAUGAAGUGACAGUGCUGUGAUGUUUCUCAUAGGAAAAAAAAAUAAAGUUUUUGCUUAAUCAAAGAA